CUAGUGGGAGGAAGGGAAACUGUCGGAUCGGCGCUUGUAGGCCUCUCAACGUGGAGCCAUGGGAGGCUUGGAGAAGAAGAAGUAUGAACGAGGCUCUGCCACCAACUACAUCAGCCGAAACAAAGCCAGGAAGAAACUGCAGCUGAGCUUGCCUGACUUCAGGCGGUUAUGUAUCCUGAAGGGCAUUUAUCCCCAUGAGCCCAAACAUAAGAAGAAAGUUAACAAGGGCUCCACAGCAGCCCGAACUUUUUACCUUAUCAAAGAUAUCAAGUUUCUCCUUCAUGAACCCAUUGUCAACAAGUUCCGGGAAUACAAGAUAUUCGUUCGGAAGCUCCGGAAAGCCUAUGGGAAGAGUGAGUGGAACACUGUGGAGCGCCUAAAGGACAAUAAACCCAGUUACAAACUUGACCACAUCAUCAAGGAGAGGUACCCCACAUUCAUCGAUGCUCUGCGGGACCUGGAUGAUGCCCUGUGCAUGUGCUUCCUCUUUUCUACCUUCCCACGAACAGGCAAGUGCCAUGUGCAGAUCAUUCAACUAUGCCGCCGGCUCACCGUAGAAUUCCUGCACUAUAUCAUCGCUGCCCGUGCUCUGCGCAAGGUCUUCCUAUCCAUCAAAGGCAUUUACUACCAGGCUGAAGUGUUGGGGCAGCCCAUUGUGUGGAUCACACCCUAUGCCUUCUCCCAUGACCACCCAACAGAUGUGGACUACAGAGUCAUGGCCACCUUCACGGAAUUCUACACCACCCUGCUUGGCUUUGUCAACUUCCGCCUUUAUCAGUCCCUCAACCUCCACUAUCCCCCAAAGCUCGAGGGUCAGACCCAAGCAGAGAUGAAGGACGGUGAGGGCAUCUAUGCUUUGGACUCUGAGAGCUCUAUGGAGAAACUAGCAGCCCUCAGUGCCAGCCUGGCCCGAGUGGUGGUGCCUGCUGCAGAGGAGGAGGCUGAGGUGGAUGAGUUUCCUGCUGAUGGGGAGAUGGCGGUGCAGGAGGAGGACCGCAGGAAGGAGCUGGAGGCACAGGAAAAGCACAAGAAGCUGUUUGAGGGCCUAAAAUUCUUCCUGAAUCGUGAGGUGCCCCGAGAGGCUCUGGCCUUCAUCAUCAGGAGUUUUGGAGGGGAUGUGUCCUGGGACAAGUCUUUGUGCAUUGGGGCCACCUACGAUGUCACAGACUCCUGCAUCACCCAUCAGAUUGUUGACCGACCUGGACAGCAAACCCCUGUCAUUGGCAGGUACUACGUGCAGCCACAGUGGGUAUUUGACUGUGUGAAUGCCCGGCUUCUCCUCCCCGUGGCAGAAUACUUCCCUGGGGUGCAACUGCCCCCACAUCUUUCACCCUUUGUGUCUGAGAAGGAAGGAGAUUACAUCCCACCUGAGAAGCUGAAGCUGCUGGCUUUGCAGCGGGGAGAGGACCCAAGAAACUUGAAAGCGUCCGAAGAGGAAGAAGAGGAGGAGGAAGAAGAGGAGGAAAACAAUGAAGGGGGAGAAAAUGAAGAGGAGGAGGAAGAUGUGGAAGCUGCUUCAGAAAAGGAGGAAGAGGCCCACCUGGCAGCCCUUGAGGAAAAGAGGAUGGAGGCAAAGAAGCCCAAGGUGAUGGCAGGCACUGUGAAACUGGAAGACAAGCAACGACUGGCCCAGGAGGAGGAGAGUGAAGCCAAGCGUCUGGCCAUUAUGAUGAUGAAGAAGCGGGAGAAGUACCUUUACCAAAAGAUCAUGUUUGGCAAGAGGCGAAAAAUCCGAGAGGCUAAUAAACUGGCGGAGAAGCGGAAAGCCCAUGAUGAGGCUGUAAGGUCUGAGAAGAAGGCCAAGAAGGCCAGGCCUGUGUGAGUGCCAGUGGAGGCCAGCUUCUGGCAGCUGGACAUGACAGAACUGGCCAAGGGACCUGUUGUCAUUCUCUUCCUUCUCCCUGUCAGCCCUGGUGUCUUCUCAGUCUCUGACUGGGUUUAUGGGCAGCCCUGGCCUUCCUUGGAUGAAGCUUUCUGCUGAUGGCUGGGCAGAGAAGAGAUGCCAGAACCUCAUUGGACCUUCACUUGCUGCCUCUGUUUCUGUUUACCUUGCCAGCCCACACCAUAUAUCUGGACCUGUGACUCUCAGGGUGCUGUGAUAGGGUGAAGGAUGUGAGAACUUUUGUUAUUUUGUUAUUAAACAGCUGAACUUUGGCAGUCAA
This is a messenger RNA of Sciurus carolinensis (gray squirrel), 2162 nucleotides long. RefSeq names its product pescadillo ribosomal biogenesis factor 1 (gene Pes1). Gene Ontology annotation, molecular function: RNA binding. The record is from RefSeq and is a predicted model, not a curated record. The transcript has 15 exons. The coding region runs from base 59 to 1822 and encodes 587 amino acids. Gene Ontology annotation, cellular component: nucleolus; PeBoW complex. Lineage: Eukaryota; Metazoa; Chordata; Mammalia; Rodentia; Sciuridae. Gene Ontology annotation, biological process: maturation of LSU-rRNA from tricistronic rRNA transcript (SSU-rRNA, 5.8S rRNA, LSU-rRNA); ribosome biogenesis.